This is a messenger RNA of Malania oleifera, 2553 nucleotides long. RefSeq names its product ankyrin repeat-containing protein ITN1. Gene Ontology annotation, molecular function: protein phosphatase regulator activity; protein phosphatase 1 binding. Gene Ontology annotation, cellular component: plasma membrane. The transcript is spliced from 4 exons. NCBI's taxonomy places the organism in Eukaryota, Viridiplantae, Streptophyta, Magnoliopsida, Santalales, Ximeniaceae. The record is from RefSeq and is a predicted model, not a curated record. The coding region runs from base 368 to 2194 and encodes 608 amino acids.
AGAAGAAAAAGCAAAUUCACGUGAUUGAGAAGAAAGACUUGUGAUUUAGCGGUAGGUGAGUUUUUUGUCGUUGCAUAAUCCCAUUAUCAUGGUUUGAUUUUCUCCCGCGUGGUCCGUGGAGAUGGAGCUGUUGCUUUAACCAACCCCAUGGCCUGACUGACGGUGAGAAGAAGCGCAGCAGGUCCAAGUCCAGCCCCAUCGGUCCUCAGAUGGUAGGCCCGGCGGCGUCAACCACCCCAGCCCCUUGAAAUCGCCAUUACCACCACCACCACCGCCCGCCUCAGUUAUCUGCCCUCCACCACCCAUCUUCUUCCUUCUUCUCAUUUCAAUAUGAAUUCAUAGGCUUCCCCUAGGACCCUCAAGCACCAUGACCAUGCCUCCCUCUUUCGAAGAAGGAGGCGAGAGGGAUCUGGAGAAGGGGCUGUGCCCAUCCCCGAAUCCGCAGUCGCCGUCUGCGCUGGCUCUCUCUAAUUCCGGGAAGGCUCUGGGUCCGUCGAAUUCCGGCAAGGCUCUGGGUCCGUCGAAUUCCGGCAAGGCUCUGGGUUCGUCGAAUUCCGGCAAGGCUCUGGUUCUGUCGAGCUCCGGGAAGCGGAUCGAUCAGGCUGGGAAGAAGAAGUACGUGAAGCAGGUGACCGGCCGGCAUAAUGACACGGAGCUGCAUUUGGCGGCGGCGCGGGGGGACUUGGAGGCGGUGAGGCAGAUUCUUGGCGAAAUCGAUGAACAGAUGACGGGAACCCUGAGCGGGGCGGAUUUCGACGCGGAAGUGGCCGAGAUUCGAUUGGCCGUCGUCAAUGAGGUAAACGAGCUGGGGGAGACGGCGCUGUUCACCGCUUCUGAGAAAGGGCAUGUCGAUGUGGUGAAGGAGCUGUUGCAGUAUUCAACCAAGGAAGGCGUUUCGUUGAAGAAUCGGUCUGGCUUUGAUCCCUUGCAUAUGGCUGCGAGUAAAGGUCACCAAGCCAUUGUCCAGGUUCUAUUAGAUUAUGACCGGGACCUAAGCAAAACUGUUGGCCAAUCAAAUGCAACCCCUCUCAUAUCUGCAGCUUCAAGAGGGCAUGCAGCAGUGGUUAAUGAAUUGCUGUCAAAAGAUUCUGGUCUACUGGAGAUUUCUAGAUCCAAUGGAAAAAAUGCAUUACAUUUGGCUGCUAGGCAGGGCCAUGUAGCUAUUGUAAAAGCUUUGCUUGACAAGGAUUCCCAAUUGGCUAGAAGGACUGAUAAGAAGGGGCAGACUGCUUUGCACAUGGCUGUAAAGGGGGUUAGCUGUGAAGUUGUUAGAUUGCUUCUGGAGGCAGAUGCAGCCAUUGUGAUGCUUCCUGACAAGUUUGGGAACACAGCUUUACAUGUUGCUUCCAGGAAAAAGCGGUUUGAGAUAGUUAAUGAGCUGCUACGACUCCCUGAUACCAAUGUUAAUGCACUCACAAGAGAUCACAAAACUGCUCUUGACAUAGUGGAAGGACUCCCUCUUUCUGAAGAAACAUCAGAAAUAAAGGAGUGCUUGGCUCAAUAUGGUGCGGUUAAAGCAAAUGAGCUGAACCAGCCAAGGGAUGAGCUUAGAAAAACAGUGACAGAAAUCAAGAAAAAUGUCCAUACCCAGCUUGAACAAACCCGUAGAACCAACAAGAAUGUGUAUGGUAUUGCCAAGGAGCUACGAAAGCUCCAUCGAGAAGGAAUCAACAAUGCCACCAACUCGGUCACUGUGGUGGCUGUGCUGUUUGCAACAGUUGCAUUCGCUGCUAUUUUCACAGUCCCCGGGGGCGACUUUGACAGUGGGAUGGCAGUGAUGGUGGGCACCACAUCUUUCAAAAUAUUCUUCAUCUUCAAUGCCGUUGCACUCUUCACAUCAUUGGCUGUUGUGGUGGUGCAAAUCACUCUGGUCAGGGGAGAGACAAAAAGCGAGAGGCGUGUUAUCGAGGUGAUCAAUAAGCUGAUGUGGUUGGCCUCCGUGUGCACUUCCGUUUCGUUCAUUGCUUCGUCUUAUAUCGUAGUUGGGCGGCGGAACUGGUGGGCUGCAAUUCUUGUCACGGUGAUCGGCGGAGUCACAAUGGCAGGAGUUCUCGGUACCAUGACUUACUAUGUGGUCAAGUCCAAACGUAAUCGACUGGUGAGAAAGAAGGAGAAGUUUUCAAAAAGCGGAACCACUUCUUGGCGUCACUCAGAACUCUCUGAUUCAGAAGUAAAUCCAAUAUAUGCCAUUUGAUCAAUGUGCCAUGCUUUGCACUAUGCCUCUUAUGCUCCUAAUUUUUUUCAUCUGAGAAUGAGAAACAAGAAUGCUGCAGUGAAUUGAGGUUCUGGGGUCGGGACAGGAUCAUUGUAAGUCAAUGAUUUGCUGAUUUUCCCGGAAGUGAUUGAAAUUUUUGAAGGAUAAAGGUUAAAAUACACAAGCAAGGUUUUGGUGGUUAAACCUGCGUGACGCUAGAAAGAAACGCCAGGGGCAUGUUUAAUGAAUGGUUUAGAUGGCGUAUUAAAUUAUAUGUACAUAUGUUUUCUGCAUCUGCAGCCUAUCACACAUCUGCUAACCAAAAUGAGAAAAGCAGUGACAUUUUUACUUUGGGUCAA